AAAAGUUUGUCGUGAGCCUUACUAUAAUCUCGCCUUUUGCUCGAAGAGCCAGAGACCCUCCUCUCUCCAUCUCUCUCUCUUAAAACUCUGAUAACUCUCUCUUUCUCUCUCUUAAAACUCGGAUAAGCCCUGGGCUCAUGGCCUCAUCUCUGAGAACUCAUUCUCUCUGUUUUUGUCAUUCUCUGUCUUUAUCCUCUCAAAAACACCCGGCCUUUAUCUCGUGCAAAGCCCACGGUACCCAUUCACUGGUUCCUUCUCUCUCUACAAUCUUAUUCCGGAGACAUAAUAGGAAGUACCCAUUUGCUUUUUCUUUCUCUACAAUCACUGCCUUCAAUGAAUGUGGGAGAGAUUAUCGUUUUCCGACGCUUGUAGCAUUUUCUUCAUCAGGGGAAGUUACAGAGACUGAGGAGCUUGAAGGGGCUCAGACCCUGCAGGAAACAACAGAAGAUGAAGCCCCAGUGGAAGCUGAAACUGUUAAACCCGAUUCCAUUGAUGGGGAGGAAUUGCCUGUAUCAGCUGUAAAGGCAUCACUCGAGUCCUAUAGAGAAGCUCUAGCAAAUAAUGAUGAGUCCACAUUGGUGGAGAUAGAAAAAUUUCUUCAAUCCAUUGAAGUUGAGAAGAAUUCUCUCUCAAACAAAGUGGCAGCUUUGUCUGAAGAACUAUCUUCUGAGAGAGACCGGGUUCUUAGGAUCAGUGCAGACUUUGAUAAUUUCAGGAAGCGAACAGAGAGAGAACGUCUCUCUCUAGUUUCCAAUGCCCAAGGGGAAGUGAUAGAGAACCUUUUGCCUAUAUUGGAUAACUUUGAGAGAGCCAAGGCUCAAAUUAAGGUGGAGACGGAGGGAGAAGAGAAGAUAAAUAAUAGCUAUCAAAGCAUAUAUAAACAGUUCGUUGAGAUUAUGGUGUCGUUGGGUGUUGUUGGCGUGGAUACAGUUGGAAAUCCGUUUGACCCAUUGCUACAUGAGGCUAUCAUGCGUGAGGACUCAACAGAGUUCGAAGAAAGCAUCAUACUCCAAGAAUUUCGGAAAGGGUUCAAGCUAGGAGACAGGCUUCUGAGGCCAUCCAUGGUCAAGGUAUCAGCAGGCCCAGGCCCUGCAAAACCAACAGACGAGGUGGACUCUUCAGCUUCAAAAGAACCAGCAGAGGAGGUUGACUCUUCUGCUUCAAAAGAAGAGACUGAAGAAGAACCAGCAAGCGAAUAGAGCCAUAGCGAAGAACCUACAUGGAGCUCUUGAUUUCUCUCUCUUCACUCUCAAUUUUGUAAAACCAGUGGGGGCAUGUAAUUCAGGGGAAAUGUUGGUCUAAGUGUGGAGUUGUUAGGGCCUUGUAACUGUGACAAACUGAAUUUACUCCCGCUGUUUUUUUCUCUUUUCUAUUUUAAGGUUUUUCUCUUUCUUAUUGUUGAGGUUUUGUAUGGCUUACUAACUCUUGAUUUUCCUUGUUUCUGCUUAGCCUUGUGUAAUAUUUGUGGGUUGCUUUUGUGGCAUA
Messenger RNA from Amborella trichopoda, 1485 nucleotides. RefSeq lists its product as uncharacterized. Lineage: Eukaryota; Viridiplantae; Streptophyta; Magnoliopsida; Amborellales; Amborellaceae. Gene Ontology annotation, molecular function: protein homodimerization activity; adenyl-nucleotide exchange factor activity; protein-folding chaperone binding. Gene Ontology annotation, cellular component: chloroplast. The record is from RefSeq and is a predicted model, not a curated record. Gene Ontology annotation, biological process: protein folding.